AUGGCGGCGGCAACAGCAGGAGCGGCGUGCCGCAGGGCCGUCUCUUACACCCUCCUCGGCCCGCCGGCCGAGAGCCUCCGCGCGGCUGCGGCGGCGGUGAAGGUGGCUGCGCCCGCAAGCACCGGCGACCAGUUCUUGGACCUGCUGGACGCCAACUUCAACAAGCCGCCGCCGGCUCCCCCGGCGAAGACGCGCACGGAGAACAGCUCCCCGACGUUCGCCACCUCGGGCGACCCCUGCCUGGACUUCUUCUUUCAAGUCGUCCCCGGCACCCCGGCCGAUUCCGUGUCGUCUCUCCUCGCUGACGCCUGGGCCAAAGAGCCGACCACGGCGCUCCGCCUCGCCUGCAACCUCCGCGGCGUCGGAGGCACCGGCAAGUCCGACAAGGAGGGAUUCUACGCCGCCGCGCUCUGGAUGCACAACUGCCAUCCGGCCACGCUCGCCCUCAACGCGCGCCCCGUCGCCGAAUUUGGAUACCUCAAGGACCUCCCCGAGCUCCUCCACCGCAUUAUUCACGGCGGCGUCUCCACCAGGACCAGAGCCAAAAAGGUCGCCCAGAAAGGUGGGAUGGUCGCUGGCUUCCGCUUCCGCAACCGCAACCGCAACCGCAACCCACCACCACCUACACCGCACCGCUGGAAGAAGUCGAUCCACCCCGCGAGCACGAUGGAGGCGCGCGUCGCCGCGAGCAAUAAGCGCGACCAGGAGAUGUCCGCCCAGGCCGCCGUCGAGCGCCACAAGAAGCGCGCGGACGCCGCGGCCAGAGCCGUCGAGAGGUACGCCCGGGACCCCAACUACCGCCUCCUGCACGACAUGACGGCGGAUGUUUUCGCCGACCUCCUCGCUGAGGACAUGAAGAAGCUCUCGGAAGGCAACCUCGAUCUCUCGCUCGCCUCCAAGUGGUGCCCGUCGGUCGACACCUGCUACGACUACUCCACGCUGCUCUGCGAGGCCAUUGCGCGCCGCCUCUUCCCCAAGGGCUCGAUGGCCCAGCUCCCGGAGGACUUGCCAGACGAGCACUACACCUACCGCGCGCGCGAACUUCUCCGCAAGGAGGCUUACGUGCCGCUGCGCCACGCCCUCAGGCUCCCCGAGGUCUUCAUCUCGGCGCGCGAAUGGGGGAAAGUGGUGUACACGCGCGUGGCCUCCAUCGCCAUGAAGAACUACCAGGACCUCUUCGUCAAGCACGACCACGCUCGCUUCUACCAAUACCUUACCGACGUCAAGUCCGGCAAGGUGAAGAUUGCGGCGGGCGGCCUGCUGCCGCACGAGAUCCUGGCCUCUGCCCAGUUUGACAACGAAGUAGCAGAGCUGCAGUGGCAGCGCACGGUGGAUGAUCUGCUGGCCUUGGGAGAUCUGAAAAACUGCCUCGCCGUGUGCGACGUGUCGGGCAGCAUGUGGGGGGAGCCCAUGGACGUCUGCGUCGCGCUCGGCCUCCUGCUCUCGGAGCUCUGCGACGAACCGUGGCGCCACCGCGUCAUCACCUUCAGCAACCGGCCACAGCUGCACCACAUCCAGGGAGAGACCCUCCGGGACAAGUGCCUGUUUAUCCAACGUAUGGACUGGAACAUGAAUACCGACUUCCAGGCCGUGUUCGACAAGCUCCUACAAGUAGCGGUCGCCGGCAACCUGCCUCCGGACCGCAUGGUGAAGAAGGUGUUUGUGUUCAGCGACAUGGAGUUCGACCAGGCGUCCUCGAGGCCGUGGGAGACAGACUACGAGGCGAUCAUGAGGAAGUACACCGAGGCCGGGUACGGAGAAGCCGUGCCGCAGAUUGUCUUCUGGAACCUCCGGGACUCGCGUUCCGUGCCGGUGACAGCGGAGCAGAAGGGGGUGGCGCUGGUCAGCGGCUUCUCCAAGAACAUGCUCAAGAUAUUCCUCGGUGGCGAGGGCAUCCUAACGCCCAGGGACGUCAUGGAGAAGGCAAUCUCCGGGCCAGAGUACCAGAAGCUCGUCGUGUUCGACUGA
Lolium rigidum is the source of this 1968-nucleotide messenger RNA. RefSeq lists its product as uncharacterized. The transcript has 2 exons. The record is from RefSeq and is a predicted model, not a curated record. NCBI's taxonomy places the organism in Eukaryota, Viridiplantae, Streptophyta, Magnoliopsida, Poales, Poaceae. Bases 1 to 1968 code for a protein of 655 amino acids.